UAAUUUUCAUUGUUCAUGUAAGUAUGCAUGAGGAAUGUUCAAGCAUGUUCCACCAUACAUGAAGAAUCAUCAAACAAGCUCUAAAACAAGCUAUAACUAUAUAACAGGGAUACAAACAGGCAGAUACAUUUAACUUUAAAUUUCUCAGAAAAAACCCUCCCCCUGUUUCCUCAAACUCAAACACACAGCAGUAAAAGUGAAAGAAAAACGAGCACUCGACGGGAACAGAAGCUGAGUUGUACACACAGAACGGGAGGAAGAGAAACAAACACAGACCCCAAAUUUCAUUCUCACCUUCACACAAGGUUCAAACAUGGGAUCAUCUCCAUCCAGACCUGAAUUUGUCACAUUUCUGGCUAAUAGACAAGUUUCAGAAGGACAAAAUGUUGUUCUUUCCUGUGAUGCAAGCACAGAAGAUGUAACAAAAUCAUGGGAAAAGAAUGGCAAAAAAUUGGAUUGUGUGCAGGGCAAGCAUGUUGUGAAAAACGUUGGUAAAAGGUGCAUCUUGGAAAUUUCAAAGGCUGAGACAACUGAUGAAGGGGAAUAUACCAUAACCUUGACCAACAAAUCAGGUUCCAUCUCAUGCUCUGCCUCUGUCAGAGUCGAAAUAAAUGAAUGGAGGAAAGUGCAAUGGAGAGAAACAGUUAUGUUGGAUUCCCUCAAGACAUUUCAAAUUUGUAAUGAAGUCCAAGAGCUCCGCUUCCUAUUGCAUGGACCAGUUGGAGCAGGAAAGUCCAGCAUCAUAAACACCAUCGGAUCCAUUUUUGAAGGACGUCAGUCUGUUAGCUGUUCGGUUGCUGCAGGAUCUACUAAGAGUCACACUCUAUAUUAUGAACGAUUUAGAUUUGCAAAUGAAAAUGGAUCAUUUCCUUUUGCCUUCCAUGAUGUAAUGGGUACAGAAGCAGAAUUUGGGGUCCUCACUGAAGAUAUCAUCCUUGCUUUAAAAGGGCAUAUGAAAGAGGGUUACCUGUUUAACAUAAAAACUCCACUGUCUGAAUGCAACCGUUAUUACAACCAAAAUCCCAGCUUGAGUGAUCAGAUGCACUGCCUGGUGUUUGUCGCACCAGCUGACAAGAUUUCGAUGAUGAACAGAGAUCUUAUUGGAAAACUGAAGCAUGUCAGAGAUGCAGCAAGCAGAAUGGGAAUCCCUCAAGUGGUUUUCAUGACAAGAGUUGACUAUGCAUGUCCAAUGACAAAGGAGAAUUUGAGAAACAUCUACAAAAGCAGAAAAAUCAGAGAAAAAAUUCAUGAAUGCAGUAAUGUACUGGGUGUGCCUGUGAAUUGUAUCUUCCCUGUAUUGAACUAUCAUGAGCAGACCCAUAAGCAUAAGGAUAUAAACUGCUUGAUGCUGGAUGCCUUAACACAGAUUAUCAACUGGGCAAAUGAUUAUGUGGUCAGAAGGGCCAACAUCUAAAGUUCACAUCAACAACCAAUAUGUGAAUCAAGAAAUUUUAUGUAAAAUAUGAAAGCCUGCAAUGAUUUGGUGACUUGUUCAGGGUGUACCCUGCCUCUUGCCCAUAGUUAUCUGGAAUAGACUCCAGCUUGCCCAUGACCCUGCACAGGAAAAAUGGUUACGGAUAAUGGAUGGAUGGGAUGGAAUAUGAAAAGCAUAAUGACAAUUCACCCAGUCCUUAGUCCAAAUUAAUCAGUUGAUGCAACGCAUUUUAAAACAUGAAACUUGUUUAUACAUGAACAGUAUAUUCAUGAUACGAUCCAGGUUUUGAACAGGGCUUUAAUGAUACAAAUAUACAAUUAACAUGUAUCCUUUGUAUAUAGAUCCAAAAACCCUAGCCUGAAUAUUGAAAGUUACACUGCACUUCAUCAUGCUUCUUUAGUGGAUGAAAGGUUUUGAAUUUUUACAUGAUCAUUAUGAAAUUGAGUGCACCAGUAGCACAGAUUAAACAAUUUACAAUUCUGGUUAACGGGAACAUUUCAUAUGCAACUGUAAUAGAAUUCUACAUAUUGCUUGAAUUACUACAUGCUUAAGAUAUUUUAUGCUUAGCUCAUUUCACCUUUAACAUAUUAGGUUUCAUGAUAGUUAUAUUAAUCAUGCUUUUGUUUUUAAAAAUCUGAUGUAUUAUACAAAUUAAAGGUUAAAUAUACCUAUAAAUGGGAAGCACGGUGGUGUAGUGGUUAGCACUGUUGCCUUACAGCAAGAAGGUCCUGGGUUCGAGUCCAGUGGCUGGCAAGGGCCUUGCUGUGUGGAGUUUGCAUGUUCUCCGUGUCUGCAUGGGUUUUCUCUAGGUGCUCCGGUUUCCCCCACAGUCCAAAGGCAUGCAGGUUAGGUUAAUUGGUGGCUUUAAACUGACUGUAGGUGUGAAUGUGGUUGUUUGUCUAUGUGUCAGCCCUGUGUUGACCUGGCGACUUGUCCAGAGUGUACCCCACCUCUCACCCAUAGUCAACUGGGAGAGGGUCCAGCUUGCCUGCGACCCUGUAGAACAGGAUAAGUGGCUACAGAUAAUGGAUGUAUGGAUGGAUAAACCUAUAAAAUGCCCCUGUGUUUGAGUUCACACUCUUUUUCUAAAUACAUUUUAAAUUAUUAUAUUUAUAUUAAAUAAUUAACCUGGAAAAGACAUUUUAAAAAUGAGUAGCUUAGACAACACAGUGGAAUGGACAGAUCAAGCACAUUUCCUGCUCCACAUACUACAGCAAAUGUACACAUUAAUGGCACUCAUGGGCAAUUUGAGAAUGUGACUGAAGUUAAAUUGUUUAUCAAAAUUCAGCAACACUCACAAUUAAUUGCAAUACAUAAAAGAAUACUUUGAUUUAUUUGAUUCAUGGACUCUUUGAGACAAAUGCAUGGAUUGAACAUGAAACUAGACAAUAAACCCUUUAAUGCAUAUUUUUAAAUUCACACUUUUAUUUGAUUUUGACUGAGUUCUCUCAUUACUGCAACACAUUUCACAAUCUACAACCUGAUAUUUUUUGAUAUUUCAUUGAAACCUGGCAUAUUUUCAAAACGAUAUGGCAAAACUUAAAGAUCAUGAGAUAUAGACUCUGCGCAACAAAGAGCAAGCUACUAUUUUCCCAUUUAUUAAAUUAACAUUAAAGAUGAACAAAACCCCAAAAAUAAACUCCUAGAGAAUGACAGAUAAUAUCAAUACAAGACAUGUUUAAGUGUCCGCUUGUUCAUAUUUGUACCUGUAUACUGUGUACAGAUUUUAUUUUAAAAGAAAAAAAAGGUCACUGGGCGCUGACAUUUCACGCUCUCUAAGGUUCAAAUAUUGCGCUCUGAGUACAAAUCACAUGAGAGAAUCUGAGAUUGUGAUGUCACUUACAUGCCACAUGACUUACUGAGGCUGAGAUCUAAUGGAUACAUUGCUUCUAAAUUGUUGUUAAAAACCGUAAAGAUACCCGUGUGAAGUGUUUGGCUGUAAAAAUAAGUCUGAUCUUUGAAACAGUGAAAACACACAUGUAAACAGUGAGCAGACUCAUACCCAGCCUUUGGGAGCCUUUUGCUCCCGGAAAAGUCAAUUUCUUGCCACUCAGUGUUGCUGUUGUUUUCAAAAUAAAAAAAAAAGGCAAGGAUUUUUUAAUAUAACAUGAGAAAAGUGAUCUUUUUAGAAAGCAAGGAUCACAUUGCUAUGACAGUGGUUAUUGCUUACUAGUAUCUGUAUCAGUACUGUGUAUGUGUUAUCUAGCUGAGUGAGAUUUAAACUUCAUAAAAGUGAAGUCUGUUGAUUUUUUUUUUUGCCAAUAAAAUUCACA
Molecule: messenger RNA, 3708 nt
Organism: Neoarius graeffei (lesser salmon catfish)
Lineage: Eukaryota; Metazoa; Chordata; Actinopteri; Siluriformes; Ariidae
Product: interferon-induced protein 44-like
Exons: 9
Coding region: 314-1414 (366 amino acids)
Source: RefSeq, a predicted model, not a curated record